Molecule: messenger RNA, 758 nt
Organism: Sinocyclocheilus grahami
Lineage: Eukaryota; Metazoa; Chordata; Actinopteri; Cypriniformes; Cyprinidae
Product: histone chaperone asf1b-B-like
Exons: 2
Biological process (GO): DNA replication-dependent chromatin assembly
Cellular component (GO): chromatin; nucleus
Molecular function (GO): histone binding
Source: RefSeq, a predicted model, not a curated record
UGCAAUAAUAAGCUAGUAUGCCAACCACCAAUAAACAUUAGAAGAAGAAGAAGAUCAUCAGCUCCAGAGCACUGCUGUCUUUGUUGCAUUUAGGGACGUUUUUCCUUCAGGAUCCCGUGGAAAGGACGCGUUUUGACUCUUUUAUUUGGUUUUUAAAACCAUGUUCACGCAAGACCUGCACUAAAUGAUAUGUUCUUCAAGCUGUUCCAACAAUAAAUAAAUAAAAUGGAUGUAUCGCGACCAUCUGGCUAGUUUAAAAAGUACAAAUUAACCCCAUCAAGAGAAAACCCCUGCUCCAACAAAGGAUCGUUUUGUCAAUUUCUGCUGGAUUUACUUCAGAUUUACAGCGAUCUGGACCCAGGCUCUCUUUUGUAAACACGAGGCCGACUUCUGUUGCUCAAAGCUUGUGAGCCAUCAUGGCCAAAGUGCAGGUGCUAAACGUGUCAGUUCUGGAUAAUCCCAGUCCUUUUGGAAACCCGUUUCAAUUCGAAAUCACAUUUGAGUGUAUGGAGGACCUACCUGAAGGUGAGAGAUGUCACACAUUCACACGGUUUACUCGUAUUCUGCAAUUACUUUGUAAAGCGGACGCUCCAAACACAGGGCUGAUCCCCGAGAGCGAUGCAGUGGGCGUGACCGUCGUGCUGAUCACAUGCACCUAUCGGGGACAGGAAUUCAUUCGCAUUGGUUACUAUGUAAACAAUGAGUACACAGACCCUGAGCUGCGGGAAAACCCACCUGUCAAACCCAACUACACACAG